ACAACCACAAAAGGAGCUAGCUAGGCUGCCUCAGCUAGACCCUGUGCGUGCCGAUGAUCAACCAAUCGAUUGAUCUGAUCUGCCCCCAACCAGCAGAUUGGAUCGAUCGUGAAUUCGCUGUUCCCCACUUCAUGAGCUUAGCAAUACUCCAAGGUUCCAAGCAACAAUGGAGGAGAGGAGAGGAGAAUCUAGUACUACUAGUGCUAUUGCUUUGUUAGAUCAUCCCUAACGCAAAGUGAGCAACAUAAAAGGGCAUGCAAAACGAACAAGCGCAGGAAAAUAAAAGGCAAACCAGAAAAGAGAAGAGAGCCAAAUACUAGUACUUGCACCAGUACUACUCCUAGCAACUAUAGUCAGGCAUCAGGCCAUCAGGGGCAGGUGCGGCUCCCUGCCCAGCCUACGGAGAAAAAAGAGCCCCAAAAGCAGCCGCGAGAUAGACAGUGAAAGGAACCGAGAGAAAAGAUCCCCUACCUCCGUCCCUCCCUAGUACUCUCUUCCUCACGCACUCCACUCUGUACGCUGGUGGACAAGCAAAGCCAUAGGUGCGUGCGUGAUCGAGGUCGGAAGGUUAGGAGAUGGCGUGGUGGGCAGGGGGCAUGGGCGGCCACGGCCUGGACCUCGGCAACCACCUGGCGCAGCAGUUCGGCGGGAGCGGCGUCAUGGCAGAGCAAGCCCCAACGACACCAAACAGCAGCGGUAGCAACAACAACCACCACGACGAAUCUUCCGGCGCCGGCGCCCAGGGCCAAGAUUCCCCCUCUGCCGGCGCCGGCGAAACCUCUCCCACCCCAAACGCCACCUCUGGCGGCAGCGGCGGCGGAGGGGGUUCGUCUUCGGGGAGGAGGCCGCGAGGGAGGCCGCCGGGAUCCAAGAACAAGCCCAAGCCGCCCAUCAUCAUCACCAGGGAGAGCCCCAACACGCUGCGGUCGCACGUGCUGGAGAUCGCCAGCGGGGCCGACAUCAUGGACGCCGUGGCCACGUUCGCGCGCCGGCGGCAGCGGGGGGUCUCCGUGCUGUCCGGCAGCGGCGUCGUCGGCAACGUCACGCUGCGCCAGCCCGCGGCGCCGCCUGGGGCCGUCGUCACGCUCCACGGCCGCUUCGAGAUCCUGUCCCUCUCCGGGGCCUUCCUCCCGUCCCCGUGCCCUCCGGGAGCCACGGGGCUCGCCGUGUACCUCGCGGGCGGGCAGGGCCAGGUCGUCGGGGGCACGGUCGUGGGGGAGCUCGUGGCCUCGGGCCCCAUCAUGGUCGUCGCGGCCACUUUCUCCAACGCCACCUACGAGCGCCUCCCGCUGGUCGAUGAAGAGCUGGCAGCAGCUACAGGUGACGCGGUGCCCACUGGGUCCGAUGGGAUGCAGCAGUUGCCGGAAGGACCGCCGCCUCCGGGUGCGGGAGGAAAUGGCGCCGUGAUGGGUGGCGGGCUGCCACCUGACUCCGCGUCUAUGCCAUUCUACAGCAGCCUGCCGCCCAACCUGAUCCCAAACGGUCAGAUGCCGCAGCAUGAUGUCUUUGCUUCCUUCCGGCCGCCACCGCCGGCUUUCUAGUUCUAGCUACUACUCCUGCUUAAUUAGGUGUCUUUUUUUUGAGGUUAUAAUUAGGUGUCUUUGUCCGCUCUCUUUUCCUUCCUUCACAUAUGUAUCAGUGUGUUUGUUCAAUCUCUCCAUGUUUUAAUUCUUGCUGUUUAAUUAGUUAGUUUCUCGGUCGUUGCUCUGUUUGCUUCGGAUGGAAUGAAUCAAUGCAAGGAGAAAGCUCCAACUUCAAUCAAA
This is a messenger RNA of Brachypodium distachyon (stiff brome), 1763 nucleotides long. RefSeq names its product AT-hook motif nuclear-localized protein 23-like. Bases 576 to 1541 code for a protein of 321 amino acids. Gene Ontology annotation, cellular component: nucleus. Lineage: Eukaryota; Viridiplantae; Streptophyta; Magnoliopsida; Poales; Poaceae. The record is from RefSeq and is a predicted model, not a curated record. Gene Ontology annotation, molecular function: DNA-binding transcription factor activity; minor groove of adenine-thymine-rich DNA binding. The transcript has a single exon.